Messenger RNA from Nezara viridula (southern green stink bug), 363 nucleotides. NCBI's taxonomy places the organism in Eukaryota, Metazoa, Arthropoda, Insecta, Hemiptera, Pentatomidae. The record is from the annotation of a GenBank genome assembly.
AUGAGCUACUUUCCUCAAUAUUUUUCAUUAUAUCAUAUUGCCUCCAUCAUCUGGAAUAUAUUAUCAAUGACAUUCACUGUAGUAGAGUCAGAUGGAAUGAUAGAAAAGUCAAGAGAAGUGAAGCAUAUCAUUAUGAUGACCCGAACUUCUAAGAUGAAUGACAAGUUUUAUGAUGAAGUGGAAUUACUCAUUUUACAAGUAGAAACAAAGAUUGAUAAGAUUGAAAAAAGGAAAGUUAUGUCAAUAAAUAAAGAAAUCUUAGGAUCGUUCACAUUGCUGUUUGUUAUCUACUUCAUAACAUUAGUUCAACUUUCUCCGCAAAUAAUACAUCUAUACCAGAGGUUUUUAAACAUUACCGUAUGA